AUGGCGAAGAUUGUGCUGAAUUCGGUGCGUAUGCUCUCCAUGGAGGAGCUCUUCUCCGUGGCGCUGUCUAAGCGUCCGCUGGUUCUCGAGCCCGAGCUUGCGAAAACGCUCGGAGUUGCAGUUUCGACGUCAAUUGGGCGUUCUGAAGCUUCUGACAAGGCGGCGGGUGCCGCUGCCCGCGGUUCUAGCUACCGCGAUUCUCUUAUAGGCCGCAUGAUAUGCUGCGCUCUUCUGCAGAAGGCCGUCCGUCGGAAGCCGCCACCAAGCUCCGGGUUCAUACUCAAGCUCUUUGAUGCCUUGAAUCGUACUUCCUUCGACGUGAGCAUGGCCUUGGAGUCGCUUAAUCUGCGUGCCGAGGGUCCGAGUGAGGUGGCCAGCACCCCCAGCUCCGGUGUGGUCCGCACGUUGGCAAGCGUCGCACAAAUAGGUGCCGCGGGAUCCGACAAGGACGCGCUCGGAACGAUCGCCAGCAGCCUCGGCCUCACGGCGGAUGAGUGCGCUGCGCUGAGCCGUGGCCAGACCGAGUUGUUUGCAACGGUGUCGGUGCUUGGCCUGGUAUUGAGCUCCCUUUCCAAGUUCUCCGACUGUGCUGUCGGCCUGGCUUGCGAGUCCCUGCGUAUACCCACGCAGUGUUUGUCGAGCGCGGAGAUCCAGAAGCUCCCACACUGCGUAGGAGUGGCGCGGAACCUGAUAUGGCUGACUGAGGACAGCAAGUUGAUCCCCUCGUCGUCAAACUCUGGCGACGCCAGCCUGGAGCUCAUUCUCCCCAGCUACAUGCUCGCAAACGGGGAGCUAGAGCACCUUUCGAAGGCGGUAAUCAAGAUAACUUCCGAGAUGUUUGCUGCCAUUUGCGGUGGCAUGAACAACCCAGCAUCGCAAAAAGUCGCCGAACACGCCUGGUUGUUCGCGUUGCAGUCGCAUGUGGCCAAUUUGUGCCGCUGCCUCACGUCUGUUGCCACGUGCUACAUGUCCCUCCUGAGGGGGUUGAGCAACCGCUUCAAGGUGAUAUCUUCUGAGAUCGGUCACUCCGAUGACGCUUCGGGCGUCGGGAACGCCUCAGGCGCGGCGGAUGUCAAUACCAGUUCAUCCGAAUAUGAGAACCUGAUACAGAGUUUCGAGUCGUCUUUGGCAAGCUUAGAUUCCACGUCUGUUAACCUAGAAAAGCUGGACAAGCUCGCUGGAGUGUGCGGAGACAUGUCCGUUGCGUGUGUGUCGUUAUCCACGAGCAUCCUGUCAACGCAGCAGCGGCCCAAGGGCAAGUCCGCCGAGGCAGCAAAAGCCGGAUCUGACGCGGGCGAUCGCAAGCUGCUUCUAGGGCAUGGCAACUUGGGAGUUGCUGCGUAUUUGCGCGAACUUUUGGGCGGCGAAGGUGUCAGCGGCGUGAGGUCGUAUCAGGUGUUGUGCAACUCGCUCGCGGGGCCGCGGCUCCUCCACCAAUCAGCGCGUGUAGAGACGCUGCUUAUCCCACGCAACCAGAAGGUGCGCAAGCUGAAGGUCCCCAAGGGAACCGUCGACACGUUGCCCGAGGAGAUGCUGGUGCGCACCAUUGUACUUGACGCUGUGCGCUCCAUUUUCAAGCAGCAUGGCGCAUGCGAGAUUGACACCCCGGUAUUUGAGCUUCGAGAGACCCUAAUGGGCAAAUACGGCGAAGACCAGAAGCUCAUCUUCGAUCUGAAAGACAGCGGCGGUGAGCAGUUGUCACUGAGGUACGACCUGACGGUCCCAUUUGCCAGAUUCCUGGCUUCCAACAAGAUUGACAAGAUGAAGCGCUACCAGAUCGGCAAAGUGUACCGCCGUGAUGAGCCACAGAUUAACCGCGGCCGGUUCCGCGAGUUCGUGCAGUGUGAUCUGGACUACGCGGGCGUCCACCCGCCGAUGGUGGCCGACGCCGAGGUGCUGUUCAUACUCAUUCGCGUGCUGCGGAUGCUCCGCCCCGGUGGAUUCCACGUCAAAAUAGGACACCGAGUAGUUUUGGAUGCCAUCAUGAGCCACUGCGGCGUGCCCUCUGAGAUGCAUCGCACGAUAUGCAGCUCCAUCGACAAGCUUGACAAGGAGCCGUGGGCGAACGUGCGAGACGAGAUGAUGUGUGAGAAGGGGCUGUCUGUUAGCGUGGUAAAUGCGCUUCAGGAAUUCGUGGAGACAAAGGGGCCUAUGCUAGAUGUAGUUACGUUUUUGCGCGGGAAAAACAUUGCCGGCGCCACCGAAGCGCUGGAUGAGAUGGUGCUGCUGAACCAGUACCUAUCGGCCUACGGCGUCACCGCUGAGGAGCUCUCCUUCGAUCUAAGUCUAGCUAGAGGACUGGACUACUAUACUGGCGUCAUUUUCGAGGCUGUGCUAACCGGAGCCUCCGUCGGCUCUGUCGGUGCUGGUGGCCGGUACGACGGCCUGAUCGGGAUGCUCUCCGGAAGGAACGUGCCAUCUGUCGGCAUGUCGGUAGGAAUAGAACGCCUGAUGAAGGUGGUUGCCCACGGCGACGUUUCGAGCGACAUCACUGACGUGUUCGUGUGUACCGUUGGAGACGAGUCCAUGGCGCUGGAGCGCCUGCGACUGUGCUCCCUUCUAUGGGAUGGAGGCGUCACUGCCGAGUUCCAUUAUAACGCACGCGCCAAUUUACGCAAGCAAUUUGACGCGGCCACCGCUAAAAGGGCCCAGCUCGCCGUGGUAGUCGGCAUGUCAGAGGUAGCGGCCGGCACAGUCCGAAUCAAGCCACUGAAUUACAGCCGCGAGGAUGGUACUGAUGCGCAAGAUGCGGGGAAGAGUGAAGAAGUCGUCGUUAGUAGGGCCGACAUGGUACACACCGUCAGGCGUAUCCUUGGUGAGGUUGGCGGGCGAUAUGUGCAGUUGACUAAGAACGUGAUUCCAAACAUGGCGCAGGUGUUAUGA
Babesia bigemina is the source of this 2883-nucleotide messenger RNA. RefSeq names its product histidyl-tRNA synthetase, putative. The record is from RefSeq and is a predicted model, not a curated record. Lineage: Eukaryota; Apicomplexa; Aconoidasida; Piroplasmida; Babesiidae. The transcript has 4 exons. The coding region runs from base 1 to 2883 and encodes 960 amino acids. Gene Ontology annotation, cellular component: mitochondrion. Gene Ontology annotation, molecular function: ATP binding; histidine-tRNA ligase activity. Gene Ontology annotation, biological process: histidyl-tRNA aminoacylation; mitochondrial translation.